AUGCGCGAAACACGUGACCAACAGAUUGUUUACUUCAGUGAACAGCACAUGUACUUUGAAUACACAACCACUCGUAUGUCACUCAAGAACAUCCUAUCGCUGAAAAAGUACUCGUUUCUGAAGCAACCGAAGGGAUCGCCAAAUGUGUUGUUAACCCCAUUAUCGCAACAAAUCAAACAAAACAUUGCAUUUGAAUGGAUUAAAAGUAUCAGGAAAUUACCAUCAGUGGAGAUGUUUGUCACGCCUUUCAUUACACACACGGAACCGCCGAUCGGUGACCAAAAUAACAUGAAUGAUGUUUUACUUAAAUCAAUUUUAGACGAUUAUAACAACUAUUAUAGGUUGUGGAGCGAAGGCAUGACUGAAACCGUGGAGAACAAGUGUCCGCAGUUGGAGUCAAUUGAACACAUCAGCGGUUCAUCUGUUAAGACAACACAUCCGGCGUUAACCGAUUCCGACAUUAUUUCGUGUCAAAUAGAUUUAGACAACUCUUUAAUCGCUAUAUUAAGCGAUGCCUUCACUACGAAGAAGUAUGAGAGC
This is a messenger RNA of Medioppia subpectinata, 540 nucleotides long. The record is from the annotation of a GenBank genome assembly. Lineage: Eukaryota; Metazoa; Arthropoda; Arachnida; Sarcoptiformes; Oppiidae.